UGCUCUGGUUUAAUUUGAAGGAAACCGUGCUGGGAAUUGAGGGUAUGAUGCCUGCUUUGGUAGCACUAGCCAAUCACAUAAAUGCAAGGUCUUAUUCCAUUUUUCAGGAGAAAAUAAGUAAACCUACUGUGGUGACCAAAAUCACACUUUAAAAAUCUCUGCCAUUUUUCACUGCCCUUUAAUCCCCAGAAGACAGAGGAGGACCAUGAGCAGGAACAACCAGAGCAGCGUGUCUGAGUUCCUCCUCCUGGGGCUCCCCAUCAGGCCAGAACAGCAGGGCGUGUUCUUCACCCUGUUCCUGGGCAUGUACCUGACCACAGUGCUGGGCAACCUGCUCAUCAUCCUGCUCAUCAGGGUGGACUCCCACCUGCACACGCCCAUAUACUUCUUCCUCAGCCACUUGGCCUUUUCUGACUUUUCUCUGUCAUCUGUCACUGUCCCAAAGAUGCUAAUGGACAUGCACACACAGCAACAAUCCAUCCCCUAUGUGGGAUGCAUUUCUCAGUUGUAUUUUUUCAUACUUUUCGGUGGUGUUGACAAUUUCCUUCUGGCAGUGAUGGCAUAUGACAGGUAUGUGGCCAUCUGUCACCCUCUACACUACACCACCAUCAUGAGGAAGGGGCUGCGUACACUGUUGGUGGCUGCCUCCUGGAUUAUCUCCUGUGGCAGUGCCCUCUUGCACACCCUCCUGUUGGUCCGACUGUCCUUCUGUGCCAACAAUGUCAUCACCCACUUCUUCUGUGACCUCACUGUGCUCCUGAAACUCAGCUGCUCAGACAUCUCCCUCAAUGAGCUGGUCAUCUUCACUGAGGGAGGAAUGCUCUCUUUCCUGCCUUUGGCUAUUGUUUUGGGCUCAUAUAUCCGUAUAGGGACCAUCAUCCUGAAGGCUCCCUCCACUAAGUGACUCUUCAAAGUCUUCUCUACCUGUGGCUCCCAUCUCCUUGUGGUGUCUUUAUACUAUGGGACAUUUGCAGGUGUUUACUUUUUGUCCUCUUCGUGGGAUUCCAAAGAUGUAAUUGCUUGGGUCAUGUAUAUGGUUGUUACCCCUAUGCUGAACCCCUUCAUCUACAGCCUGAGGAACAGAGAUAUAAAGCAGGCCUUAGAAAUGUUUGUCACCAGAGUUAAUGUAUUUAAGUGGAAAUCACUAAAUCCUCUUACUGCAGUCAGGAGCAGAGUGAGGCACAUGUCUUAACACUAUUGUAAGGUCGACAUAUCCCCACAACUUUAACAGAAUAUCCCUUGUGCGAUCAUGUAUUAGUGUUGCUAAUAAGUCAACGAGGUCAGGUUUGAUACUGGGAUUAUUUAUAAUUCUUUAUUUCUAAUUAACACUUUUCACUUCAUCAUCUCUUAUAAGGUAUGUGUCUGGCAUGAGAGCAACAGUUUGAAGGCAGC
Phyllostomus discolor (pale spear-nosed bat) is the source of this 1392-nucleotide messenger RNA. RefSeq names its product olfactory receptor 1J4-like. Gene Ontology annotation, biological process: G protein-coupled receptor signaling pathway. Gene Ontology annotation, molecular function: G protein-coupled receptor activity; olfactory receptor activity. Lineage: Eukaryota; Metazoa; Chordata; Mammalia; Chiroptera; Phyllostomidae. The record is from RefSeq and is a predicted model, not a curated record. The transcript has a single exon. Gene Ontology annotation, cellular component: membrane.